Messenger RNA from Chiloscyllium plagiosum (whitespotted bambooshark), 2734 nucleotides. NCBI's taxonomy places the organism in Eukaryota, Metazoa, Chordata, Chondrichthyes, Orectolobiformes, Hemiscylliidae. The record is from RefSeq and is a predicted model, not a curated record.
GUUAUUUUAUGUUUGAGACAUUGGGACCAUUGGCUGGUUUUCUGACGGUCUGUUGGGGAUCUGUCUUUCAGAGAAAGUGAAAUGCAGUUUAUCAAAACGCAGACAGACCCGAAAACGAGUGGAAGAGCUGAGAUCCCCCCAGACUCUGAAAGGCCAGCACGCCAAGACCACAGUGAAAACCAACCAGAAAUGGAAACGUAACCUGAAGGGGGAGAGUCCGCUGCACAGAGCGUGUAUCAAAGGGAGCUGGCAAGUGGCCCACUCCCUCAUUGCGAUGGGUCACCCACUGACUGACCGAGACAAUGCAGGUUGGACCCCUCUGCAUGAAGCAUGUAACAAUGGGCACGUUGAGAUCGUGCAGAUGCUGUUGGAUUCUGGUGCCCCCGUGAACUCAGUGGAUGACAAGCUGUGUGGGGGUGUCACUGCCCUCCAUGACGCAUUACAGGCUGGACAUCUGGAGAUAGCUGAGCUGUUAAUUGACAGAGGAGCAAACCUGGCUGUACAAGAUUUCAGUGGUCGAUCACCAGCUGACUGCUUUAACCAAUGGAGUCGCAGCAUUAAGCAGGAGCCCAGCCCAGACAGCAGACUGCGAUGGGAGUCAGUCUCCCACAUUCUGGAGACAGGAACACCUCAACUUGACACAGCAACUCAGACAGCCAUGGGACCCGAAUUGAAACCAUUCUCUCAGCGUUGCCAGCGUUCCCACGGCGAUGUAUUUGUCAGUGAACACGUGCAGCUGUCUUCCUGCUCGCUGUCCCCUGAUAGCACGAUGACUUCCUGUCUGCAGGAACAAGAUGGAGGUCACAGCACUGGGGCAAAGUUACCUCAGCCUUCCCCCACACCAACAACACAGCGCAGUCGCAAGUCCUUGCAGUCCAGGAAGAUCCAAUCCUCUGUUGGACAAAGAGCAACAACAGCUAGCCCCUUCUCAUCUACAUCCGAUUCAUUUUUAUCUGAUGAAAGUGAUGACUUCAUGCCCUUUCUCAUACCAUUUAAGAAGCAACAUAUUCAUGAGGGUCAGAGUACAGCCAGUGACCAUACAUACUUCACCCAGUCCUUCAUGAGUACCACAACUUCAUCCAAAACCACCCAAUCUUCAGCAAACACAAAGAAAUCUUCGAUCAAAACCACCCAAUCCAGAAAGAGGUCAAGGAAACCCUUAUCCAAAAGUGUCCAAUCCAGAAUGGGGUCAAAGAAAUCUUCAUCCAAAAGUGUCCAAUCCAGAAUGGGGUCAAAGAAAUCUUCAACCAACCUUGUCCAAUCCUCAGUGGGUUUGGAGGAAUCUACAUCCAAACACGUCCAACCUUCAGAGAGUUCAACACUGAACCUGCUGGUUGACCAAUCACAGUUGCCUGUGGUCACCAACACAGCUGCCAAUGGGGGACAGCCACCAGCUGUGGGCAGUGAUUGGCUGGACGGUAACUGCUCAGACGAUGAUUGGCUGGAGGUUGACCGAAGCUCAAGAACACAGGCUCUGAGCCAGCCGGCACAAACAGUGACCGUCCCGGUGGUGGGAGGGUCUUGGAGCAGCUCACUCCGACCUGGGCAGGAUAAUGCUCACCGUUACAGUGCCAAGACAGCACACACUCCCACACCCUCAUCCCUGUCACACUCUGGGAAGAAUACAAUGGCCAGGAUCCCCAGCAGCUGCCGAGUGUCACGUCCGUCCACUUCACAGCCCAGUGUACCAUCCACCCCACUGCUCAUCCCAUCGUUCCGUGUGAAGGUGAAAGUGGAAAAGAAAUGCUUUGUCAUUGGGAUCCCUCCCAGUGAGUUGGACACCUACACCAUCUCUUGGCUGGCGGAGGAAGCCGGGAGGAAAUACAACAUCGAGUGUGGUCUGAGACCGCGACUCUCUCUAACCCUCGACGGGGCGCUGCUCUCUCCACAUGAACCAAUCGUCCACCUUCUCCGUGACAAUGAGGUGGUCCUGGCUGAGGUCGUGUCCUGGGACCUGCCUCCACUCUCUGAGCGAUACAAGACGGCCUGUGACAGUCUGUCAUUGGAUGCAAACCCGUCCAUGGGCAAGAUUCUACAGCUCCAGGAGCAAGGCUCCCUUGUUGACCUGUCCAGCCUGUCGCUGAGCAAGGAGCACCUGAGUCCCAUCCUGAGGGCCCUGAAACUGCAGACCCCCACCCACCAGCUGUGCCUGUCUGCCAAUCGCCUGGGUGACGAUACCAUGGGGGAGUUGCUGGCCUGCCUGGUAACCAUGCCCAACCUGAGGGUGCUGGACCUCUCCUCCAAUCAGAUCACACACCAAGGCCUGAGCACGCUCUGUCAGGCCAGCAGGCCAACUGGGGAGGCCGCUUUUCAGAGUCUGGAGGAAUUGAACCUCAGCCUCAAUCCUUUGGGUGAUGGCUGCUCUCAGUCUAUCGCCUCCCUCAUCAGAUCCUGCCCGCUACUGAGCACGCUCAAACUGCAGGCCUGUGGCCUCACAGCCAGGUUCCUGCAGAAUUUCGCUCUGGCCUGCACAAUGAAAGGGACCAAACACUUGAAAACUCUGAUCCUCUCCAACAACGACCUGGGAUUAAAAGGGGUCCAGGUUCUGCUGAAGAAUCUUCCUCAUGACAUCCUUUCCCAUCUGGAGAUCUCCUCGAUAUUUUGUGACCAGGAGGCCUGGCAGUUUCUGGAGCUGGUUGCGGGGUACCUCACCCAGGUAAGGACCACACAGCUGCUGUCCAGGCUCGGUCCCCUGUCCCUCAGUCUCUCGAGGAGCUGAAUUUGAGGAACGUCU